Messenger RNA from Harmonia axyridis, 12556 nucleotides. RefSeq lists its product as uncharacterized. Gene Ontology annotation, molecular function: serine-type endopeptidase activity. Bases 260 to 7843 code for a protein of 2527 amino acids. NCBI's taxonomy places the organism in Eukaryota, Metazoa, Arthropoda, Insecta, Coleoptera, Coccinellidae. The record is from RefSeq and is a predicted model, not a curated record. The transcript has 18 exons.
UCGGCCAGUUCGUCCGCGACAGCCAACCCGCGAGCACGUGUUACCCUCGGUAUACCCCAUCGCGAUAUUCUCUGAAAAUUUUCAAGAUGUGCAGCAGGAGAUCAGUCGCGACGUCGCUUCCUCCGACAAUCUCCAGCCUCUGAUUCACCUAGAGCUUAUUUACGCCAACUUUCCGUUUCCUUUCGUUUCGAAUUUGGAUGUUCUAAAUGCCGUCGAUACGCCGCUUUAGUAUCUAGAAAUGUGCAAUAAGUAGAAAGCAAUGGUAGCUGUAGCUGUAAGACGCGUUUUGGUCGGUCUUGUUAACCUCGUUUCCGUGCUGUUUUCUGUGAGCUGUUACGGCGAUGUAGUGCUUAAUGAUUCGAUGACGUCGACUGUGGAAUAUGCCAAAGUGGACGUUACUCCUAGUAGUCCCUUGGACGCGGAAAAUGAACUUUGCAACUUGCGUGGGGAAUUUGAAGAGUUGCAACUGGAUUAUCUGAAUUUAACUAUGAGUCACGUUUUGUUCAAGAGUGAUGCUUUGACGUCUGGGAUAGUCUAUCAAGUGAAAGUCAACAGAAUAAGGUCGUCAACUUCGAUUGAUAUCCUCCUAACGUCGAAGAUAAAUGGCACUUCGGUUGGAGUGUUCUCCGCACGGGACAAAGUAAGCGAGAUGGAAAGAGAAGAAUUCGGGAAUUGUCAAGGAAUUGGAAAAUUCCAGACGAGCCUUGAGGAGGGCGUUGAAGACAUAACGGUUAACUGGUCCUUUCAUCGUUCAGAAGGGCACGAAGUAAUCUUCGGCAAUAUCACUCUGCAAUUGAAUUACCAAUUACGUGGGAGCAAAUCGAUCUAUAGAGUAAUAGAGGAAAAAACGCUAUUAAAAGACUGCCAACUAUAUCUUUAUGGUAAAGAAGCUGUUCUUUCCAACAAAGACCUACCGACCAGUAAAGAUUGCGAAGUAUGGUUUCCCAACCAAGAGAACUACGGAGUUAUCGUAGAACUUUCACGACUGAAUAUACCCUGUUCUAAGGGUUAUCUCCACUUCGCUGGCUUGAAUACAAGUCAACAGCAACAUUACAGAAGCCGCAAGCAAUCGCACCUUUGCGGUAAACUAGAAGAACUUCCGGAAUCCGACAGGAGGAUAUACUUUCCUGUGUCUCAUACGCCACCCUUGAUGCGCUUGAUGAACGAUCCCGUUUUCACCUUAUCCUACCACUUGGUCGACUACUGCUACAACAUUACCUUCUUGACCAGAAAUGGCUCUUUCGAACUCAAGCCAACUGGAGAACUUAUGUGUACCUUCAAAAUAUAUCUUCCUCAUGGGAAUAGAGUUGCUUUGACUCUUCAUAUUGGAGAUUCAUCUGCAGGAAAGGAGACCUCCUUCCCAUCCUUCGAAGAGCCACCGUUGGACGAGAAAUGCGACGGUCUCGAGACCCAGCUCUACGACUCCGACAACAAAUGGUUCCACUGCACGCGACCUGGGGACUCGGAAAGGCAGAUCGAAAUCGUCUCACGCGGUAACAGAGUUACCCUACAAGUGGCCGUACGCGGUAUACGAAAUGGGGCCCUUGGCCUUCGGAUGACUUACAGGGCGGAACCGAUCGAAGAGAUCGUGGGCCUUUGCGAAUUCGGAUGGGUGGCCUUGAGGCAGUUCUGCAUAUCGACAGUGGAGGGGGUGAGGCUGCCGUGGGCUCAGGCGGAAAUGGAGUGUAUACGCAGAGGUGGCCAUUUGGCGAGUGUGAGGAGCGAGCAUGGGCAGAACAUCGUCAACGGCCUCCUCUUGAACAGUCCUGGUUACCGUGAUGACAACGCAUACUGGAUUGGUGCUUCAGAUAAAACCUACGAGGGAGAUUUCCGAUGGUCAGACGGUCUUCCUUUUUCUUAUUCAAAUUGGUUUCCUGGGUGGUCUCAGCAUGGACAAUACAAUCGCCAACCGAAUGAUGAUGGAUUAAGCGAUCAAGACUGCGUUGAAGUGAGAAGAAUCUAUUCCUUACCAACAUCAGUGACAGGAUUAGCGAAUAAUUUCAUGUGGAAUGAUCGAGAUUGUUCAACACCGAACUAUUUCAUUUGUGAAAAGUUACAAAAUGAUGAACCCCUGGAAGAUACGUGGCCUCUAGACUGCAACAAGACAAUCACCCUAACACGACAGCAUCCUCGUGCGUUGGUCUCCAGUCCAGGAUUUCCUAGGCAUUAUCCAGACAACGUAGAUUGUAACACCUACAUCAUAUCGCCUCCAGGGUAUCAAAUUCUCCUUGAUUUUGAAGAGUUGGUGUUGGAAAAUGAACCCACUUGCAGUUAUGAUUACCUGGAGAUUCUAGAAAAUGGAAUAGACCCACAGCAAUUCUCAUCUAAGAACCAAACCGUUUCAAGGCGUCUUUGCGGCGAUUGGAGUGCCAAACUCAAACUCUUACGUUAUAUCAGCUCUACCUCCAAGUUGAUUCUCAAAUUCAGUUCGGACUAUUCCCAUCAUUUCGGAGGAUAUAAAGCAAGAGUUUCUAUGGAAAAUGUCGUUCAGUGCGCCGAUGACCGUCAUCACAUCUUCAACAAUUCCUGCUAUCUCUUCGUUACAUACCCGGAAGUAACAUGGAGCACAGCUCAACACAUAUGCCAAGGCAUUAAAGCCAAUCUCGCUUCCGUCCUUACAGCAGAUGAAGAACGUUUUGUAAUCAGCAAUCUCCGAAAGACUCCCGAAUACAGAACGAGCUCUCUCUACUGGCUUGGGGGAAGACUAGAAAAAACUUCGGGGUUCAUUUGGGUGGACAAUAGUCCGGUCGAAUACCUUGGUUGGCUGCCCAGUCAGAAACCUCUGGAGAAUAUGAGAAAAGGCAACGAAACCGCCAAAUGUUUGGGGGUCCAAUGGACACCAUCUCCAUCGCCGACGUUACCAAGCGGUCUCUACUGGAAACCGAAGAGAUGCAACUCCAUCGGAGGGUAUAUUUGCAAGCGUGCCAAUCUGGAACCAGGUCUAGGAAUCAACUUCAACAAAACUGUCAACGGCUCCGAAGGAAUAAUAUCGUCUCCAAACUACCCUGGAAACUACUACAACAACUUGGACGUCACCGUCAACAUAAUAGGACCUAAGAGAACCCGUCUAGUCUUCAAAUUCGAAAGGAUAGACGUUGAAGCCCAGAUGGAAUGUCUUUACGACCACAUCGACCUACGUAGUCUGAACGAGAACGGAAAUGAAGUUAAUGUGUUGAAACUUUGCGGAAGUCACGACGUGGAUAUGCAUAGGUUCGAUUACGUUUCCGAGACCAACAGGGCCGUCUUGAGGUUCCAUUCGGAUUAUUCCAUAGCAGGCGCUGGGUUCUCUUUGAGGUGGCACUCAGUGGAUAUCACCUUUUGCCCGAUACAGACCUUAACUGCCAAAGAAGGUUUCGUCACAAGCCCAAACUAUCCGGAUUUUUUACUGCCUCAUCUGAACUGCACGUUGGUGUUGCAAGCACCAUACGGCCACAAGGUGUGGUUCGAGUUUCUCCGGGUCGACCUGGGGAAGGAUACCGACGACCAGAAUUUUUUAGAGAUGCGACUCGGUGAGGAGAUAGAUUUUUUUCGUCCGUUCUCCAUUCCCAAUCUCCUCACCGAAGGUAGUUUCCUGUCCUACGCUGAGACCAUGCAGAUAAGGCUGCGUUCCGGUGUCAAAACCGACGCUGUCGGUUUCAAGGCCCACUAUAAGAUGGUGAACGUGGUGCAGGAGGAGAAGAACGUUUUCCUGCAUAACGACACUUCGGGGAUGCUAUUGCAUCUGAAUUAUCCGGAGAGUCCCCAGACUAAGGUGGAUUUUAUGCAACACUUCAUUGCGCCCCUAGGAUCGGCAAUUUCGCUGGAGCUUUAUCAUCUUAAGCUCACCAAUACCGACUGUUACGAGGAUAACGGUCUAUUGGAGAUUUACGAUAACUACGCCGAUAGGAAUGGGACUGUGUGGAAGCUUUGCUACGACCCGCCCACGGCCAACGCGAUUACGCCCGUUAACAGGAUAGAGAUCACCUCUUUCUUCAACACGCUUCACCUGAGACAGAUCAGCGGAAGGAGUACUGGUAUCAGUUUGAACGGAAGCAUCAAGAUACUGCCGGAUGAGGAGUUUAAGACGAAAAUUUUGAAGUUCAAGAACGAGGUGGAGUCUUGCAAUCCGAAUCCUUGCAGAAGGGGAGGAAAGUGUAUCACGAAAGAGAAUCGGAGGUUUUGCGAAUGCGCUGGUCAUUUCACAGGAAUAUUCUGUGCCCUAACGAAGUGCGACCUCGAUCCGUGCGUGUUCGGAACCUGCGAUCUGACCCAGAACGCUUAUAAAUGUCACUGUCAAGAGGGCUACUCAGGACCAACCUGCGAGCAGAAGAGGAGACCCUGCGAGGGAAAUCCUUGCGAGAGCAGAGGACUGUGCAUGGAGAGAGGAGAGGGUUUUAUUUGCAGGUGCCAUGCUUGGUGGGAGGGUCCAAGAUGUGAGAGGAGAAUGCUGCAUAUUCCCUAUAAACCUCUCAGUGAAAGAAUGCUCCAUGAACCCUUCUGGUUGGGUUUGAUGACAGUUUUCGUGGUUAUGGCUGUGAUUGGACUGGUAUGGUGCGCCAAGAGACAUUUUCCGGAGAAAAUAGAAAAGCUGUUGGCUGAAGAAAAUGAGCGUAACCGGAGUACACUGUCGUCCUUGAGGAGUGCUUCAGUACGCGAACAACUGGUGGCAGCAUCGUCGACCGCUUCCGGCCAAGGCUCCGUGACGGUGACUCCAAGUCCAGGUCCUGGUGCUCCUCGUUCGCUAUUUGGCCGCCUCGGUAUUCGCAAGCCGUCAAUCCUCAGCCUGACCAGUCCACACGCCAAUUCAUGCUACUCGCCAGCUACAGCUAGAACCUUUAGUUUGGACGAUUUGCUAAAACCUUCCCCUAGACGAAGCCCAUCGCCAAAGAAGAAACGAAACAAUUCAACACCCACCAAGAAGAACGCAGCCGAGAAGAAGCAAAUACUACAACAGUUGGUAUCACCAAACAACAAGCAAUUAUCCCGAAAAGUAAGUCUGGGCGAACUUAUGCAGAUGAACGACAGACACCCAGGAUUCCGCACAGCACACCAAGACGACGACCAUCAUCUAACUAUCGAAGAAACCAAGUUCAUAGAGAACGACACAACGCAAGCCGUCUUGAACGAUCCGAAGCUGGAGAAAAAGGUCCACUUCGCUAGGCUACUCAAUAAGGUAUCUGCCGAAAUGAGCUCCGGGUCCGAAAUGGAACUGGGCAUCAUGCAGAAUAACAAACUCGGCUGCGCCUUCAUGAGGCCCUCUAGCACACCACCGUCGCCUUGCAUAGACACCAGGUCUCCCAACAGCACCUCGAGUAACCAAGGUAGUGAUUCCUUCAGCUCUGACUUAGCUAUUCCCAGUGCUCUGAGCUCCAGUAUUUCAGAUCUGCUCAUCCGAAGGCAUUGCAGCAAGUUGCCGAACGGUAGACAAAAGCCAACUAGCGCUGAUUCCAUUCUAGCCAUGUUUAGAAACUUUUCAUCAAGCUCCGCUGGCGCUAACCUACCCCCUUCACUGAAAGUCUCCCCGUCCACCACCCCUACAGCUUCUAGUCCCCAAGACGACAUUGUCGGAGACGAUGAGUCUUCGACGUCCUCCAUCCACACCCCUGUAUCGUUUUCGAGUGGCGCACCCGAAAGUCCUGUUCCUUAUGGGCACAACCCUCAGAGCACAAUCGAGAUUCCCGUAUUAGAUACACUGAGCGCUCACAAGUUCCCGAGUAGUGGAAGCAAUCUGUUACACCCUCCCACUAUUUUGUUGGAAAUACCUAGCACAAUCAACAAGUGCCUUUCGCCGAUAAGGGAGUUGCCGACUCCUCUACCUUCGCCUGCAUUGACUCCGAUCAUGCGUAGAAGUGCGGCGAAUUCGUCAAUAGAAGACAACGAUUUGAGUGACGAUAAGAUAAGCGUUGAACUGCCAAAUAUUUCUAUUAGCUGUAGUGACAUCGAUGAAGACGAUAUGCACUGCUGUCCCGAUAUAAAUGUGGAUAUGCACGCCGAGGAUGGACUUAUUGUCGAAGAGGUUGCGGUUAUGCAGCAAAACAUGUAUAAGACGAAGAACCGCCCUCCGCCUCUUGGACAAACUUCAGACUCGAACCAAGAAAGCGGAGCUCACGUCAUGGUCAUACCCACUUUGAUGGUAGAAACUCCCUCUCCCACUUAUUGCCAUUCCCCCUCAAUCUCCUUUCCCGGUUCCCCGCCUCCGUUUAAAUCCGACGGAAGCAAUUGUUUCCAAUUCCCGCCACCAUCGAAACCACAACGAAAGAUGCUGAAGGAGUUCGACAAGCCAACAUCUCUGGACCUCCCCUGCGGCCCGCCAAUGAUAACCAUCACCUGCAACAUGAGCGAAGUUGAGUCAGACGCCGAAUCUAUAUCUCCAGCCGUGAAGAGCUCCAUGCACCUGGGUGCCAGCACUUCUGGGAUGACCUACCUGAGUCCCUUCUCCAUGGGAACUCGCGGGGAUCAACAUGCGUCCGAAUCCAAUCUCAGUUCUUCCGGUUACAGCUCCAUGGCUAGCCCCGGACCGUCGAGAUGCGGCUCUAGCAACCCUCUUUGUCCAUCCGAGAUGGAGGACCAAGGACCUCCGGGUUCUGGUCAUUCCCACCGAAGACCUUCGCCCAUCCUGAAAACCAACCCUCAUCAAUGCGGUGAUGGUAAUUUGGAGAAGAGUGGGGCAGAAGAACAACAACGAAGAGGUAGAUCAGAUUCCGAAACUUUAUCGGAUGAUCCAAUGAUGGAAUCCAACGACGAGGGCAUCAGCACAGACCACCUAGAAGAAAAAAUCGAAGAGGGAAAAGUGAAGAGUGCGAAAGAUCUGGAGAUGCUGAUGAGCGGUGAAGUGUUAAUCGACUUAUCCGACCUAGUUAUACCUGUCCCGAAUCAACCCAAGUGCAAGAGUGUAGAUAGUUGUAAAGAGAAGGUCCUUUCAAAUCCCUCGUGUUCAAAAAACUUGCUUCAACUGCCGUCGAUAGUGGUGCAGUGCGACGAGAAGCAUCUGAGUCCGAUGAGUUCUAGAAGCGAGAGUCCGCUCAGUGACAGAACUAGUAGGUUUUCGCCGGAUUUUUCCGGGAAGAAUAGAGACCUCUUGUUGUUCACCGAUUCCGAUGGGUUGUACGACUUUCAGAGUAGCGGGAAUAGUACGUCCUCAACUAUCGUUCCGUUGAAAAAAACCGGUAAAAGAAGGGAGAAAAAAACUCUGAGGAACUGUAAAACCCCAAGUCCUACCAAAACCUUUCAGACGUCGCCUUCGAUACAACAUCAUUUGGGCUUACCUAGCAAAGAAACCAAGAUGCCACCUCCGAGAAAACUUAGCCCUAAACGUAGAAUGCCAAGAAAUCCCGUUAUAUCAUCCUCGUCUAGUUCAGAUAGUGUCACAUCGACAAAAGAGGUCAGAUUGUCCUCGUCGAGUCCAAGUCCAGAUACAAUAAGAUGGUCGUCUUCGAUGGACUGGAUGGAUUUCAAGAAAUCCAAAUGUUUAGACGUAGUAAAGACCCCCGAAGAAACAACUGAAGAAACGCUGCCAAAAGCUCAAGAACUGAAAAAGAAUCAGAAGCUUAGUAAGCUCAGGGCUAUAAGUCAUCAGAUAAGAUUCCUCAGAAGAUUAGAAACUAGUUUGAAACGUAGAGAUCGCUCCCUCAGUCCUUCUGACAGCUUUGACAGCGACGGAGGUGAUUCGCCUAAGGCCACUUCGCCUUUGCUGCAACACAAGGGUGCUAAAAACGAAAUACGAAAAAGCAGUAGUAUAGGUAAGUUGUCAGGUCAGGGAAGCAGUAGAAGCAGGAGGGGGAAAUACAAGAGGGGAGAAUUGCUAUCACCACGACAAGAUUCAUGGAAAAUGGUUCUGACAACGGGAAAUGGACAUUCUGAUUGAGUGUGAAUAAAAUAUGGUAUCGUGGUAUCAGGUUGAAAUUCGAACAAAAAAUAUCGAAUUCGUUGAGAUUACCAAAACACUCAACUCAGAAGUUUACCAGAGGAGUUUGAUUUUUUAUGCUCUUUGUUCUUCUUUGUAUUUACAUUGUCGGUCAUUGGUAAUUUUAUAUACCAAUUUACAUAACUCGUACAGAGUAAGACUCUCAACUUAUCUGAAGAUAGUAUUUCACUUGGUCAAAAAUAAUAUGUAGACCAGUGAGUAUUGUGGAUUAGAUGCAGUCCUUCCUUUUUCUGGAAUACUCAACACUUUCAAUACGAAAAGUAGUUCUUCCAGCAGAGACCAAAUAUAGGUAUCCAGUAAUCUCUUAUCUACCUCUGUUUAAUGCUUGGAUAUCGGGAAAUCAAGUCGAAACCUUUUUUUUUUGUAAGCAGUUUUGAUCUACUGUGUUCGUCAUUAACCUGGUAGUGAGAAUUCUUAUUUUUCUUUGCUCAUUUCUUGACUCUUUGGCAUCCAUUGAUUAUUCUCGUUUCGCUCAUUGACAUAAGUUGAGACUAUUCUUUAAGAAUUGACAACUAUUUAUUUUGCUCUAGUUUCAAAUGAAUAAGAUACAGUGAGCUGUUUUAACUGGGUGUCCAUUUGGAACAAGGAUAUAUGUUAAAUAUUUUUCGAUGAGAUGACUGGACGAAAGAGUUGAAACAUUAUACUUAGUCGAUUUUUUAUUUGAGUAAAUCGUAAAAUUAUUCGUAUAGGUAUAUUAAGGCUUUUUUAUUGUUUUGUACCGUCACCUUAGACACAAAACUGUCUUUUAUUCACUUAAUAUUUGAAUGGCGUUCAGAGUAAGAAAAUGCCUUACUUAAAUGAUGGAUUCGAACCCAGGAAUUCUCGAUCCCAAAGAGAAACUUUGUGUUCACCCCAUUAAAAAACAUUUGGUCUUACUCUAAAAAAUGCAAUAAGAGUUUUUCUUGUUUUAAUUGCUUCAAAUUGAAUUAUUCAGCAGAAGAGUUUAGUUUUAGUUCAUUCCGAAAUCUAGAUUAAGAUAUUCUUGAAGAAUAUGAGGAGAUAAGCAAGAAAUCAAUUUUGUUAUUGAAUUUCAAUCUGAGCCAUAAUAAAUUAAUUAUUGUAAGCCCUUACGUUCUAUGUUUGGGUAUGAGGUGCUAUUUCGCAGUUGCUAUGAAAUCACAAAAAAAAACAUUUUAUGAAGAAAUACGAAGCUUUCAGUAUAUUUAGGAUUUUAGAAAAUCAUUUCCUGUAUAUUCUAAACAUCGAACAAUCAUCAUAUAGAUAGAAAACAAACAAAAUGCAAUAUUGAACAUAAUUUUUCUAUUUCUGAAUUCAGUUCUAUUUAUACCAGGAAGAAUAUAAAGUUAUUAAACAGUUUCAUUAUUCGAAUCGAAGUUGAAUACAAAAUAAUCACAUAGCUGAAAUUAAAAACUAACUCUUUUAAAAAUCCAAUUAGGAAUUUUAAUUUCACAGCCUUCAAUUUGCAUUAUGUAUUGAAAAAUUCUAUAUUUUUAGCACAUCGAUUGAUAGCGUGAAUAAUAUGUUUUUUGAAUGAAUGCCAAAUAUAUUCUUCUAAAAUUAUGAAAUUCAUACCAGUUUCUAUAAGCGUUUUUAAUACACAUUUUUUUCUAGCUAUAGAAGAAUCAAAGUUGGAGAACGACUUUUGUAAAAAUUUCAUAUAAUUCGGUUUCUCUGAUUUAAAAUUUCGAGAAAUCGUGAAAUUGGUUUCUUUAUUCAAGGUUUUUCACGAAGUGUAGAUAUUACCUACAUAACUCAGUAAUUAUCUUAGAUCAUAUUUAUUCGGUAUAUAUUUCUGCAAUUCAUAAAUGUUAGAGAUAUGUCAUGUUCGAAUAGGUAUGCAUAAGAAAGAAUUGAUGAUCAAACAAAACUACGCACAGAUGACUUAAGUUCAAUCGUUGAGUGAAACUCUAAUCCAUUAUUGAGAAAUCAGUGUUCAACAAUUUCGUAUUACCAAUCUGAUUAAACUCAUAAAUAUCAAUUUUUAUCUAGUCUAGUGUUAAUGCAAUACAUUCGAAAAAUUCAUCAUUCGGAGAUCAGAAAUAAUAAAAGAAGAAAAUAUAUGGCAAAUGUAAAUAUGUAUUCAAACACAAAACGUCCAACAUGAAACUUUAGGUAAUUUGGAUUUGUAAUAUAACUAUCAUAGGCUUGUAUAUAAGACUGAUUUUCUACUAUUUCAUAAAUGGUUUCUUCAUGUUAAAGUAUUUUCAGAUGUUGCACCAUUUUCAUAAUAUUGACGUGAGGUUCCUCAAACACAACCGUUUUUUUUUAACUAUUCUCUAUUGAAUGAAAAUUUUAGGCCGGUGAGCCACAAGAGCAAUAUAAAAAAUAUUGAGCAAUAAGAUAACAAGAAAUAUUUCAUUCUAACUCCAUGUGCCUUAAGUAGAUCAUUCAUUAUACCUACUAUACUUCCCAUUAACAGCAAUAUUGAGGAGAAAUUUCGAUCUUAUUUUCGAAAUUUUCCGACUCAUUCGUUAAUAAUUCGUUGAAUUUUACUCAGAAUUCAGGAGAUUACUUCUAAAAGCAAUAAUGAAAUAGUGAAAUGAAAAUACUUAGGUAAUGUAAGUUAUGACAGUACCUAUCUCCAAUCAAUUUUUUUUGUGCAGAAUUGCCCUUAAUUUUUUUUAAAUUAGUGAAACUUUAAUUAAAUAAUAUGCAUAACCACUAAAAAAUCUCCAAUUUCUAAACUUGCUCACCUGUUUCAAUAUUAUAAAAUUUUAUAAUCUGAAAUAAUUUAUUUGAAUAUAAAAUCAACCAAAUUUUUUAUCUCCUUAAAAUCAUAUCCUUUCGAAUUUGUAUCAGCAGUUUCAAACUAGUUUAAUAUUUUAGCAUUACCACAAUAUUUUCUAUUGUUUUCAAAAAGAGUAUAGAAAAAUUCAACAAAAGGUCGAAAUAUUCUCCCUUGUGAUAAAAACAUUCAUCAUGCAAUUGCAGACAUCUUUUAUUCUAUUCCUCUGUAAGUGUUUGUUGUGUAAGAGGAGCUAAAACAUUUUAUAUACAUUUGUGUAAAGUAUAGUGUAAGGUCACCACUUUUCCUUCUACUAUUGUAUAUUGUCGCAGUUUUUAUCCAACUUACAUAUAUAAAUUGUGAAUAAUAACUAUGAAAUAAGUAUGUUUUGAUCUUGGCUUGGGGAGCCAUGCUGAAUACUUAUCUUUCCUAUGAAUCUUUUCCAUAACCUCAUUGCAAAUAUUAAUUAAUCUUCAUGUUACUGAAAACAAUGAUGUUUGAUUUUAACUACAUUUCUUUCUGUAUUUUGCGACUGCAUAAAAUACGGGUAUAAUCGAAAAUGUUAGAAAUGACUUUUAAAUAUUUUUUAUAUAAGAUUGGAAGUUAAUUGAACUUGAAACAGGCAUUUUAUUAUCAUUGUAAAUAAUUGACAAUCUACUCAAUAUAUACAUACCUACUGCCUUAAUUAUUAUAUACGAAGUAACGGCGCAGCGUUAUCUUAAAUAACAUAUAAGAUCAAUGUGCCUCUAUAAUAAUAAACUCUUAUUCACUGAUAGUUAAAUCAAAUUGAAGCACUUACUUCGGUCACAAAAAUUGGAUCGAAAAAAAAUAAAAUAUACAUACUUUUUAACAUCAGUUUUACGUUAAAUGCAGACUCCCUCGAAAUGUUUCUGAAAUAAUUAUUUUUCCCUAAUACCUACUUAUCUAACGAUUAUCCCUAACAAAACAAUCGUGGAUUUUAUAUAAUAGCUAUAUUAAAAAAGAGUGUAGAAAUAUCUACUUCAUCCUGAAAUGUAACUUGCAUAUCUAUUUCAAAAUUUUUAAAGAUUUUCAAUGAACAAUGAUUUUGAGAUCGAAUUUAAAUACUCCUCGGAAUUCUGAAUCUACUAACACUAACACUCCGAUUACAACAAAAUAUGUAAAUUCUGUUGUCAUGCAUGAUGUUCUACAAAAGUUUUAAAACAAUUUAAUCAAACAUAAAUAUGGCACAAAAAUUUAAGCAGAGUGCUAUAUUUCUGAUAAAAAUUAUUUCUCAAUCGAAAUGUCAGCUUUCUCUGUUUAUCCUUUUUGUGUGGUGUGACAUUAUAUAUGGUUGAUUUGGCACUCAACAAUUUUAUUGAAUAUUGAUAAAACCUUAGAAAGGUUUUCCAGCUGUGCCAAAAAUUAAAAUCAAUGUUUAUACAGCAACUCUCUUUUUAAAGCGCCUUUACAUCAAAUUUCUAUAUUUAUUCCCAAAAAUGAUUGUUAUAAAUUAUAUUUUAACUCAUUGUUUUCAGUAUUCAGUAAGAAAGAAUUGUUUGUUGUUAUAAGCACAGUAUUCAAGCCUUCAGGCUGCCCAGCAACUACAACAUAAUGUGAUAAAUGUACAUAAAAAUAAAAGUGCAUAUAUUAUAUGUUUUGCCUUAGUUCCUUCUGCUAUCUUUCUAUUUUCUACUGUAAUAUUUGCCAGUUAUGACGAUUUUUUAGGCUGUGUGUCCGAUACUCAUCCUAAAAACAAUGUGAUAGCUUUGUGACUUCGGCAUCUAACCUGAUUUCAGCAAUACUUUUGGAGGGAACAACACAUUUUAGCACAAAUGAGCAAUUACCUAUCGUCUUUAGUAUUACACAUCUCCAAUUUCUUCUAUAGAUAUCCAUUUAAAUACCGUAAGAUUAUUCUGAAUAGCAGUAAUAUGGAAUAUUUUAGGUUUAUGAACAUUUUUCUGUGAAUGGAAACGUCUUUCAGAAAAUUAUGUAUUUACAAUAAACGA